Messenger RNA from Bolinopsis microptera, 1201 nucleotides. RefSeq lists its product as uncharacterized. The coding region runs from base 53 to 1201 and encodes 382 amino acids. The record is from RefSeq and is a predicted model, not a curated record. The transcript has 2 exons. Lineage: Eukaryota; Metazoa; Ctenophora; Tentaculata; Lobata; Bolinopsidae.
UAUAUUUCGUCAGCGGUUUGUUAUUGAGUUUCGUCUGACUUUAACAACAGUUAUGUUGACAAGAACUGCAGUAUUCGUAUUUUUGCUGUUACACGAAUUUUCUCUAAGUGAACAGGAUAGGAAAGUGACGCCAGAAGAAGAGUUAAAGGAAAUCGAAAAAUUGGUUAAUGGGAUGGCUAACAUGGAAUUCCACGAAUCUGGAGGGAAAGACGGAAUGUUUGAGGAAGAAAUUGACGAAAUUAUGUUGGAUGGUCUCCAAAAUCAUGAACAUGAAGAGAUUGUUAGAAAAAUGUUUGACUCCGAGAAGGUCGAAACCACAGAAGAUAAGAAUGUAGACACAGGAGAUAAAAGGGGUGACCCAGAGGAUCAUGAUAAUAAAGCCACCAGAAAUGGUAUCACUGUAGAACAGAAUCUUGCUGGGAUGCCUCACUUUUAUGGGGAAAUGGUUGAGGUCACAAAAAAAACUUUCACGAUCAAACUGUCUCAUGAUACACUUCCGUCAGGUAUUCCGUUUUACGAGUUUGUCGUGUUAAGGUUAAACACGGACUCCGAAGGUUAUCCAAGACUUCCUAGGGAAGAUUCACAUUCGUGGCAGACUUUCAUUCCAUACACAAAGGAACCAACUCCUGGCCAUCCUUACAUCGCUGCUCGAUUUGCUCGAGAAGAUUUGCCCAGGAAAUUCACAGUUGGAGACAAUCUGCAUUACGGAGGAUCCUUCAACGGGCAAUUAACGCCAGGGAGUUUCUUUGUUUUAUUCCUUCGGGGCACAGUAAGAGAUGGCAAUGCUUUAAGUCACCGUAUCUCCAACUACAUUUCAACAUUGACUGAGCCGGAUACAGCAAAUUUUUUUCAUACGGAAAUGGAGCCUAAAUCGAAAAUCACGAAAUUCGGCAUAGGACUUCUUGCUGGCAUAAUCCUGACCACGGUGAUAUUGCUGGAGUUAGUCAGACGAAGAAAAUAUAAGAAUUAUAAGAGAGCUAGAGUGUCGGAUGAAGAUAGUGAAUACUCUGAAAAUGAAGAAAUAUCCGUAAUACGAUCUCUAUCUUCGUGUGAGAAGCGUAAAAAGUCAGCCCAGCAUAACUCAAUCGAGGAGAAAAUACAAAAUGCUCCUAAGGUUGUCACUAAAAAUGAAGAGAAAAGCACUUCUUCUAAAUCAACCAAAGAUACCGAAACCGUCAAAAAGAUUCCUUCAAGAGUGUGA